Truncatella angustata is the source of this 1440-nucleotide messenger RNA. RefSeq lists its product as uncharacterized. The transcript has a single exon. Bases 1 to 1440 code for a protein of 479 amino acids. The record is from RefSeq and is a predicted model, not a curated record. Lineage: Eukaryota; Fungi; Ascomycota; Sordariomycetes; Amphisphaeriales; Sporocadaceae.
AUGACUGUUGGCUUGGAGAACUGUCAUACUGAGCUUGUCGAAAGCAUCGUCGGGCGCUUAGACGUCACAGACGUCGGCAGUCUCCGCCUGACGAGCCGGUGCCUCCGCUCGAAAGCGUCACAGGGUCAUUUCCGGUCCUACUUCCGGUCUAAGCGCGUGAAGGUCAGCAGUCCUCACCUUGAAGACUUCGAAGUCGUGACGCGGCGUGGUUCGCUGGGCUGCGAAAUUCGCGACUUGACGCUUGUGGGCGUCGUGCGCGACACCAAUAGACUAGAGGCCGCGGUGGAAACACGCCCAGAGGAUGCUGAGAGCAAGCGCCAUUUGCAAAUCUUGCAGGAGCGACAGCAGGAUUAUGAGCAGUCAAAGGACUCUGGGUUGAUUGUUCGCCGCUUGAGCGAUGCAUUUAAAAAUAUCGCGGCGAAUGGCGUAGCUGGGAAGCUGCAUUCCCUGUCUCUCGAAGUCGCUGAAUGUCGCAUCGAUGCCCAGCGUCAGUUCCCUCCCACUGGCGGGGAAGGCUGGCGACUCAUCUGGCAAAGCGCAGCGGAGACAUUCCGCAUCGUCUUCUCGGCGUUGCAGAAGAGCCGACUCCAGCUAGAUCAUCUGAACCUUUUCAACGGUUCUCAUCUAUACCAAUGCAGCAUUGCGAGCAACGAGCUCAGCAUCAUAGACUAUUCUGCCGAUCCACUGUCCCAGACUUUAGGGUCAGUCCGAUCAUUGUCUAUCAGCGUUUCCGAUCGGAUCCUUGACAUUACGCAGGCAUCGAGCGGCUGGGCAGACGAAAGUGACUGGUCCGGCUCGGAUGACGGGGAGGAGGAGGAGGAGGAACCAGACGUGGAAGCGCUUAUGACCGAUGCACGCGAAGAAAACAAUUUCACAGGUCUGGCGGGCUUGAUCCACGCCUGCCAGAAUCUCAAAAUCCUACAUAUACACCAGUACGGAGUCAAUCGCCGUCGCCUCGAUUCAAGGGUUGCCAUUCCGAGCGAGCUAAUUUUCCAGCGCGGCAUCGCGACAUUGAACACGUUGCCUCCCAUCGAAGAAUGUCUUCUCUGUGGUGUCUUUCUCCGUGAGAGCGAUAUGCUCGCCUUUCUGGAGAGGAGCUCCAAAACUCUCCGAGCACUUACCAUGAAGACUGUGACUAUGGUAAACGGGUCGUUUAGGCCCGUCUUUGAUUACAUUGCCAGCCGAAUCCCGAACCUGGAUCACUUGUAUUUGGAUGAGUUGAUGGUUGGGGAAGAGCUGGUACACUUCACGGGUGUGGGGCAGCCGAGGUUCCAUACUUGGGUUGGUGCACACGGAAGCAAUACAUUGAGAAGAGCGGGCAAUGAGGAAGCUCAACAGCCGGUUCCGUAUCAUCUGCCCACUGGCGCACCUCAGCCUGUCGGUUCUCCUGAGAUGAAAAAAUGGCUGCAAGAUCAGCGGCGAGAAUACGGUCCGCCAUAA